Molecule: messenger RNA, 759 nt
Organism: Ichthyophthirius multifiliis
Lineage: Eukaryota; Ciliophora; Oligohymenophorea; Hymenostomatida
Exons: 1
Source: RefSeq, a predicted model, not a curated record
AUUUUCUUAGUAAAAAGUUAAAAAGUAAAAGACAAAAUAAAAAAAUAAAAAAAUCCUUAGAAUAUUAUUGAAUAAAAGACUUUUAUUAAUUAAAGCGUAUUUUCUAAAGGACUUUAUCAUGAAAAGAAACUUAUUUAUUUUAACUAUUAUUAAGUAAGACCUCACUAUUUAAAUUUAUUUACUUUUUUUAUCUUUUUUUAACUUUUUUAGUUAUUUUUUUAGUAAUUUAAACUACUUUUUUAUUUUUUUUAAUAGAUUUUUUUUUUUAUUUUAUCAUUUUUGGAAAACCGCCCAUUUUUAUUUUUUAGAUUAAUAUUUAUCCUUUUUGUUAACUUUUUUUAUCGAUUUUAUUAAGCAAAAUUUUGCUAUCUUCAAAUAAAUCCCAUAACUCUUCGAAAUUUUGAGAAUAUGCUUUUGCCAAGUCAAUAUCUUAAAUAAGUAACAAAUUUUCGAAGUUUAAUUUCGUCGCCGCUUUCGUCCAAUUAAAGGAUCCAGUACCCAAUAUUUUAUCAUCUAUUAUGACAUAUUUAUGGUGCAUUUUUACGUGAUUUUUAUUAUUUGUCCUUAUUUCUAUAUCAUUAUUAGUAGCGCUUUGUAAUGCAAAAGGAAAGCUAUAUUUUUAUGAGUUUUAUUAUAAGUCGGUUAUUAUUCGGACUUUUAUUUUAUCAUUUUUUACUUUUUCUAAUAUUUUUAGUGCUAUUGAUUGACUUGUCAUACUAUAAACGCAAAUUUUUAAUUCUUUGUUAGCUUAAUUUAUAA